UCCUCGACGAGCCGAGUCUUUUGCGCUUCAUACAACGAAACUCUUUCGUCGCGACGGCAAGCUCGCGCGCGUUAGACCUCUCUUUUCGCAACCACAAAACCGAAUAAACAAGAAACCGCCCAACAUGUCCGGCUGGGUCGAUUGGUCAAAGACCACGCAAUCCCGCAACUACCGCGGUUCAACCUCCUUUGCGACGUUCAUGAUCAUCGGGCCAACCUGCUUCUUCCUAGGCAUCCUCUUCGCCUCCUUCCCCUACGACUUUCCCCUCCUCUGGACCUCGGCCCCCGUCCCAGAAACUUUCUUCACCCACCUCGAAACCCACCUCAAAUUCAUGCACCAGUCCCCCCCGCUCAUCGGCCGCCUCCUCAACAUCAUCGUCUUCACCGGCUUCCUCGGCUUCUUCAUCAAGCUCUUCCGCCCCUCGGAAGCAAACGUCCUCUUUGACGGCGCCUCCCUCGUCCUCUACCUCAUCGGCGUCGGCGUCUACAUCACAAACAUUGUCAAGGGGCUGAGGUCCGUCAGCGCGGGCAUCUGGGAUGAUCCCAACUUCACGGGCGAAGUGAAAGACGGUCCCGUCACGGGGGAGAUUAUUCUGGGCAAGGAGGAUAGCUUAAAGGUGCUGGCGGCGAGCAAUACCAUUUUGGCGCUCGUGUUGGUUGGCGUGUUGGUGUUGCAGGCUGGGCAGUGGUAUGCUGAGCGCAAGGACCGCGAGGACUUUGCGAAGCUGGAGAAGGAGGAGAAGGGGGCCAAGGGAUCUGCGAGCAAGAAGAAGCAGUGAAUACUGGGCGGGUGAGGACUCUUCUGGGUGUUUGCGCAGGUGGCGUGUUCCGCAGAGAUGGUAGUGUUGAGGGGCUACGGCAUAUCGUGAUAUUCGCAUGCCCCCUUCGACUUGAAAUGCGUUGAUGGUAGUUGCGGUGACAUUUGUCGAUCGCAUCGGUUCAAAUAAGGAUCACUGUAUGAGGCGCACCAUCAGUGAACAGGCAGA
Colletotrichum acutatum is the source of this 985-nucleotide messenger RNA. Its product is annotated as ER membrane protein SH3. Gene Ontology annotation, cellular component: endoplasmic reticulum membrane. Lineage: Eukaryota; Fungi; Ascomycota; Sordariomycetes; Glomerellales; Glomerellaceae. The record is from RefSeq and is a predicted model, not a curated record. The transcript is spliced from 2 exons. Gene Ontology annotation, biological process: endoplasmic reticulum to Golgi vesicle-mediated transport. Bases 125 to 778 code for a protein of 217 amino acids.